AUGAGGAAAGCUAAUCAAGCCUUAGAAAGAAAAAAAAUUUGCACUCUAGAAAUCUUAAUAGCACAGUAGCUUAAGAAGCUUUAAGAAAUCUAGGUAUUGGAGUUUAAGACGUCCAUGCAAUAGGAUUUUCAGAUUUUUGAAAGCAGUAGAGUGAAGAAUAACUAGAUUAAGAAAUACUGGGGCUAAGAUAUGAGAGAUACCAGAAGAAGAUUAAACAACGAAUCGAGGCAGUAGAGACAGAAAUCAGACGUCUAAGAAUAAGAGAAAAAGAGAAUUUUGAGAUAAAGCAGAACUCUUUAUAAUAAUGAUUCAUCUGUAAAUAUUAGCGUCAAGAAUGCUCCUAUCAUCACCCAUAAAAAUGAAUUUAAAAGCGAAGUCUACUUAAAUUUGCCUGAGAGUCUAACGAAUAACUAAAAAGCAAGGAAUCAGAGUUUAGAUUUUAAAACUAGUACCUUAGAUGUUAAUACUCCUUACUAAAAUGUUAGCAAUAGCAUAAUAAAUCAUUUGGAUUAUUCUAACAUUAUUAGCUCUGAAACCCUAGAGGCAAACUCUAGAUCUCCAGGGUCACUCUCUGCUAAGAAAUCAGAAAAGAAGUUAUUUCAACUUAUCGAUUUAAAGAUAGAAAGAAUGAAAGAAAACGAGUAAAAGAGGAAGUAGAUAAUGGACAAACUUUCUCGAAAAUUGGAAUUAUCAUCAAUCUAGAGAAAUCAGAUCCUUAUUGAAGAUGUAUAAUACAGGGUUUCUAAAAAGCUUUCAAAUAAAUUAGAAGUAAUUAAGAAGCAUAACAGAGAGAUGGAAGAAAAGCAAAGCUAAGAAUUUUAGAAUGAGUUACAAAGGCUCAAGGAAUAAUAGGAAUAGGCCAAAUUAUUUAAAAAAGAGUAGAGGUUACAAGAAAAAUUCAAAACUGAAUAGGAAUUAAAGAUAAAAGAAAUAAAAUAAUAGGAAUAAAUUCAGCAGUAAAAGGAGGACUUUGAGAAUAAUAAAUAGCGAUUAGAAGUUAUUGAAACAAAGCAUAUUAAAAGUUAACAGAAGAUGUUUGAAUCACUUAAGUAAAAGUCUGAUAAUCUGAAGCAUAAAAAUCGUCUUCUAAGUGAAAAAAGAUUCAUAGUUCAAGAAAUGAAUAUGGAGAAAGAGCGUAAAAUAGCUGAAAGCUUUUUGAAAAAUGAGCAAUACAGGUCAACCAUAUAUCAUAGCCGACAACUCAGGCAAUCUAAUCACUUUACUUAAUAAAAUGGACAGAUUUAUUAGAUGAAUAAUGAUCCACUAGAUGUUGAAAAAAGAAAUAAGUAUUCAAUUUUAAAUCGCUCUGUCAAUUCUGAAUCAAGGGCUAAUUUUGAUUUGAAUCUUCACCAGUCUCUUGAGGAAAGAAUUAGAAAAGCUACUGAAAGAAAAGAGGAGCAAGAAAAGGAAAGGUAAAGAUAGAAUCAGCUAAAAAAAGAGAUGGAAAGACUUAAGUUAGAAGAGAUACAGGAGCUAAAGAGGAUACAGCAAAAUCAAAGAUAAGCUAUAAAUAAGCACAUUUUUGAGAAGCAAAAGGAGAAAGAAUUACAAGUAAGAUAAAUGAGGGAGAGUCUUGAGAAAAGGGCGCAAGAAGCCUAUAAUGUACAAAUAAGAUAUAAUAAAGAAAAGGAAUUGAAAAUUAGGUAGUCACUCAAUUUCAUUUGA
This is a messenger RNA of Stylonychia lemnae, 1665 nucleotides long. Lineage: Eukaryota; Ciliophora; Spirotrichea; Sporadotrichida; Oxytrichidae. The record is from the annotation of a GenBank genome assembly.